Jaculus jaculus (lesser Egyptian jerboa) is the source of this 1404-nucleotide messenger RNA. Its product is annotated as hsc70-interacting protein-like. The record is from RefSeq and is a predicted model, not a curated record. Bases 1 to 885 code for a protein of 294 amino acids. Gene Ontology annotation, molecular function: Hsp70 protein binding. The transcript has 3 exons. Lineage: Eukaryota; Metazoa; Chordata; Mammalia; Rodentia; Dipodidae.
AUGGCGGAUUUUCAGGACAUGAAUGCUAACCUGAGAUUGGAAACAUCCCAGGGAUUAACCACAGAGGUGAAUGAGGUGCAGGAAAAGGCCUCUGUCAUGAAGAGUAUGCCAGGUCUACUCAAGAAGGAAAAGGAGAAAGUGUCUUAUUUAAUGGACGAAGCUCUCAAGACCAAAAUCCAGCACCAGGAACCAGAGGGCCUGGCAGAGGGAGAGGUUGUUGUUGGCAGUGCUGCAGCCAGUGACAGGGCUUCUAACAUUACGGCCAAGAAUUCCCACCACACAGCUCAGAAAGCUGCAUAUAGCAGGCCCAAGAAAGCUCCGGGCCCUGGCCAUGAAAAGACCAAAAGGCCCAGAGGAAACAAGUCCAAGAAAUGCUUUUCUUAUGAUCUUGCCCUUGCCUGUAAGCUGGACUAUGAUGAAGAUGCCAGUGCAAUGCUGAAGGAAGUUCAACCGAGGGCUCAGAAAGUUGCUGAACAUCGGAGAAAGUAUGAGCAAAAACGUGAAGAGAGAAAGAUAAAAGAAAGAAUAGAAAGGGUUAAGAAGGCUCAAGAAGAGCAUGAGAGAGCCCAAAGGGAGGAAGAAGCCAGACGACAAUCUGGAGCUCAGUAUGGCUCAUUUCCAGGUGGCUUUCCUGGUGGAAUGCCUGGAAAUUUUCCUGGAGGAAUGCCUGGAAUGGGAGGGGGCAUGCCUGGAAUGGCAGGGAUGCCUGGACUUAAUGAAAUUCUCAGUGAUCCAGAGGUUCUUGCUGCAAUGCAGGAUCCAGAAGUUAUGGUGGCCUUCCAGGAUGUGGCCCAGAACCCAGCAAAUAUGUCAAAAUAUCAGAGCAACCCAAAGGUUAUGAAUCUCAUCAGUAAAUUGUCAGCCAAAUUUGGAGGUCAAGCCUAAAGCUCAUUUGCAAAAGCCCUUGCUGGAGGAAAAGCAACCUAGAUCACUUAAUGGAUGUCGCAAUAACACAAACCAGUGUACCUCUGACCUUCUUGUCAGGAGAGCUGGGGUGCUUUGAAGAAAUUCCCUACCCUUUGUACCAAAUGCAGCUGAAGCAUUUUACAAUGAUUUGCCAUUAGGGUAUUCAUGCAGAUAAUGUUUUCCUAGGAGGAAUUACAAACUUUAAACACUUUUUAAACCUUAAAAUAUUUAAAACAAAUUUAAAGUGUGUUAAUUCCUACAUUUCUCUUUACUAAUAAUCCUUUUGAGUUUUUACUUUGAAUUACUGGGCAAGGAAGAUGAGUAUGGGCGAUUUAUUGCUCUAAUGUGAAUAAAAUAAAGGGUUUUUUUUAGUGGGAAGCCAAACUCAAUUAAGUAGAUUGAGCUUGAGUUGGACAUAUGGUUACUGAAACAUUGUGAUUUGUCUUUUUGAAUGUUUGUGAAAAAUGAUUUAUUUCAAUAAAACUAUUGGGACCACCA